Molecule: messenger RNA, 2357 nt
Organism: Musa acuminata AAA Group (dessert banana)
Lineage: Eukaryota; Viridiplantae; Streptophyta; Magnoliopsida; Zingiberales; Musaceae
Product: serine/threonine-protein kinase STY46
Exons: 16
Coding region: 191-2050 (619 amino acids)
Biological process (GO): signal transduction; protein phosphorylation
Cellular component (GO): cytoplasm
Molecular function (GO): protein kinase activity; ATP binding
Source: RefSeq, a predicted model, not a curated record
AUCCCUUCUUCCUUCUCCUAUCCCACUCGCCUCGUCUCACGUGGAUCAUGGGCGAUCGCCACCCCAAUCUCCGUUUCGAUCCAUCCAUCGCCUAAGCAGAACCUUUGGACGAGAAGAGAGCAUUAACCAGCGGAAGUUCGAACUUUUUUGUGGGUUUCCCUGGGUUUCUUUGGGGGGUUUGGAUUCGUGAAUGGCGAUGGAGGACACGACGGAGAGCUGCAGCAGCUGGGCUGCGGUGGAUUCGUCCCAGGCCCACACCAGGCAGCAGCAGCAGCGACACAAGUUGGACGUCUACAACGAGGUCCUCUGCCGCCUGAGGGAGGACGGUCGGCCGGAGGUGCAGUCCCCGACGUUCGAGGACGGGUUGUGGAACCACUUCAAUCGUCUCCCGGCUCGUUACGCAUUGGAUGUAAACGUAGAGAGGGCAGAAGAUGUCUUGACUCACAAAAAAUUGCUGGAACUGGCUAAAGAACCUGCAAAUAGGCCUGUCUUUGCUGUACGCUUGGUGCAGGUUUCUCCAGUUCCUGAUGGAAGCCAAGCUGAUUUUUCUGAUUCUAAUGCACCAGGAAUAGGAGAUUCUCAGUCUGCUUCAACUUACUUUAGGCAAAGUGUUCAUCCUCCUCCUGCCUUUGGUUCUUCGCCUAAUCUUGAGGCUCUUGCUCUUGAAGCCAGCAGGCAACAAGUUCAAGAUGAAGAUAACUUUGCCAGUGCUCCACCUUAUCCCAGGCCAAUGCAUGAAAUCACAUUUUCCACACAUGACAAGCCAAAGCUUCUAAGUCUGCUGACUUCCUUGCUUGCUGAACUUGGCCUUAACAUUCAAGAAGCACAUGCCUUUUCAACAAAUGAUGGUUACUCCUUGGAUGUGUUUGUUGUUGAUGGUUGGCCUUGUGAGGAAACUGAUCGACUCAAGGACUUGUUGCAAAAGGAAAUUCACAAGAUGGGGAGACAAGCAUGGUCAAAGUCUCAUUCAUCGUCUCCUCAAAUUAAGAAUGCACAAUCUGGAGAGAACUUUCUGCCUGACCAUGUCCAGAUACCAACAGAUGGGACUGAUGUUUGGGAAAUCAAUUUUCAGCUGCUGAAGUUUGGAAAUAAAGUAGCAUCUGGAUCAUAUGGUGAUCUUUAUCGUGGAACAUACUGUAGCCAGGAUGUGGCAAUUAAAGUAUUAAAGCCUGAGCGUGUUAAUGUUGAUAUGCAGCGAGAGUUUGCUCAGGAAGUCUUCAUCAUGCGGUUGGUUCUAUUUGUACAAUUAAUCAGUAUUAUUUUCUCAACAUCCAGUGGCUUGAGUGUAUAUAGUGCUAAUAGUACUAUAUCAUGUCUUUUCAGGGACUUUAGAAAGGUUCGUCACAAGAAUGUGGUGCAGUUUAUUGGUGCUUGUACAAAACCUCCUAGCUUAUGUAUUGUUACAGAAUUUAUGUCGGGUGGAAGUGUUUAUGACUUUCUUCAUAAACAGAAGGGAGUCUUCAAGCUUCCAGCUUUAUUGCGAGUGGCAAUUGAUGUAUCUAAGGGGAUGAACUACUUGCACCAAAAUAACAUUAUCCAUCGGGAUCUGAAGGCUGCCAAUCUUCUGAUGGAUGAGAAUGAGGCAAGUGAUUUCAGCACAUUCUACCAGCUGGUUGUUAAGGUUGCAGAUUUUGGUGUAGCACGUGUUAAAGCUGGGUCUGGAGUUAUGACUGCUGAAACAGGCACAUAUCGCUGGAUGGCACCUGAGGUCAUAGAACACAAGCCCUAUGAUCACAAAGCUGAUGUUUUUAGCUUUGGAAUUGUAAUGUGGGAGUUGCUUACAGCUAAGCUCCCAUAUGAAUACUUAACCCCACUUCAAGCAGCCGUAGGCGUUGUUCAGAAGGGUUUGAGGCCUACCUUACCAAAGAAUACUCAUCCAAAGCUUGAUGAGCUGCUGCACAAGUGUUGGCAACAAGAUCCAGCUGCCAGGCCUGACUUCUCAGAAAUAUUGGAGAUACUACAGCUUAUUGCUAAAGAGGUCGAAGAUGAAUACUGCCGUAAGGAUAAGUCAUCAGGUGGAUUUCUUUCUGUUCUCCGACGUGGCCAUUGAAACUUCAUUUGAUCAAAAUGUAGGUACGAUCUCAUCACCGGCAAUUUCCAGCCAUAGAUAAAGAUAGUACCUUAAAACUGUACAGUGUUCAAAUUUCAUGGCUUGUUUUUCAUGGUUCUUAAUUUUUAUGCUUUUAAUUCUUUUCUCUGUGUUUUUGUUAUUUGUUACCACUUCGUAAGGUGGAAUGUGAUGAGUAGGAGGACUCUUGUUUUUUUUUUGUCUAACAAUUCAUUUCAGUAUGUUAGACUUAAAUAUAUUCUUUAAUCUUUGCCACAAAGAAAGGAUUUUAUUUUUUUAUUUGUGCCAA